AUGGCAUGGACUUCAGCUUCAUUAGUUCAAAAGCCCUUCAAGUAUGAUGUCUUUUUGAGUUUCAGGGGUGAAGACACCCGUAAGACAUUUGUUGAUCAUCUCUAUCAUGCUCUUCUGCGGGAAGGCAUUACGACUUACAAAGAUGAUGAAAGAAUUGAGAAAGGGGAAAGGAUCAGUGAUCAGCUCAUCACAUCCAUUGAAGACUCCAGAUUUUACAUCAUUGUUUUCUCCAAGAACUAUGCAUCUUCGUCAUGGUGCUUAAAUGAGCUGGUAAAGAUUAUGGAAUGCCAAAAGACGAUGGUGCAGACUGCUCACCCGAUCUUCUAUGAUGUGGAACCCACCGAAGUCCGGUACCAAUGUGGGGCAGUUGGAGAAGCAUUUGCAAAACAUGUAGACAAUGAGGCUGCUUGGAUAUGGAGAGAUGCUCUGAAAGAAGCAGCCGGUCUGGCUGGGUGGGAGUUACCUAUGACCCGUUUGCUAUUUGGUGACCCAGUUAAACAAAACCGGUAA
Helianthus annuus (common sunflower) is the source of this 510-nucleotide messenger RNA. RefSeq names its product toll/interleukin-1 receptor-like protein. Gene Ontology annotation, biological process: signal transduction. Lineage: Eukaryota; Viridiplantae; Streptophyta; Magnoliopsida; Asterales; Asteraceae. Bases 1 to 510 code for a protein of 169 amino acids. The record is from RefSeq and is a predicted model, not a curated record. The transcript has a single exon.